Messenger RNA from Grus americana (Whooping crane), 806 nucleotides. RefSeq names its product RNA exonuclease 1 homolog. NCBI's taxonomy places the organism in Eukaryota, Metazoa, Chordata, Aves, Gruiformes, Gruidae. Gene Ontology annotation, cellular component: nucleus. Gene Ontology annotation, molecular function: nucleic acid binding; exonuclease activity. The transcript has 6 exons. The coding region runs from base 29 to 781 and encodes 250 amino acids. The record is from RefSeq and is a predicted model, not a curated record.
UCUUGCCAUAGUGCAGUCUCAGAAGAAAAUGGAAAAGAAAUUUGAGAGAAGGAGUGAGGGUACUGAUAUGUUUUUGCCAUUGCUACUUGCUGCAAAAACUACUCAAUUUUCAAUUUUCUUUUUGGCAGUUCCCGGUGGUGUGGAAAAACGUUAUAGCUGUUGUGAGAGAAUAGUUGGGUCUGCUGGAUGUCAGAAUGCAAAGCUUCAUGUUCAUGAUGGGAGAAGGGAGAAGUUGGAAGGCUUCAUGAAGACAUUAAUUAAAUCACCGCCUUUUGAUGGAAACUAUGGUGUAUAUGCUCUGGACUGUGAGACGUGUUACACAACCCGUGGCUUGGAACUAACUAGAGUGACAGUGGUCGAUGCUAAGCUACAGGUUGUCUAUGAUACGUUUGUUAAACCGGAUGGUAAAGUUAUAGACUACGAUAUAAGACUCUCUGGAGCAACAGAGGAUGAUCUGCAGAAUACCAAAACAUCUCUUCGGGAUGUACAAGCAAUACUGCUGAACUUAUUCAGUGCAGAUACAAUUUUAAUUGGACACGGCUUAGAAAAUGACUUAUUUGCUCUCAAGCUAAUUCAUAACACAGUAGUGGACACAUCAGUAGUGUUUCCUCAUCGGCUAGGUUUUCCUCACAAAAGAGCACUUAGAAGUCUGAUGGCUGACUACCUCAGGAGAAUUCGUCAAGAUGAUGUUGGUGGUCAUAAUUCCAGGGAAGAUGCAAUUGCUUGUAUGGAACUAAUCCUUUGGAAAAUAAAGGAGGAUAAUAAAAGAAGAAAAUGGUGAUUGUUAUGGCUUUGGAGGAGCAAGA